Hermetia illucens (black soldier fly) is the source of this 2010-nucleotide messenger RNA. RefSeq names its product tyrosine--tRNA ligase, cytoplasmic (gene TyrRS). The record is from RefSeq and is a predicted model, not a curated record. Bases 151 to 1725 code for a protein of 524 amino acids. Gene Ontology annotation, biological process: tyrosyl-tRNA aminoacylation. Lineage: Eukaryota; Metazoa; Arthropoda; Insecta; Diptera; Stratiomyidae. Gene Ontology annotation, molecular function: tRNA binding; tyrosine-tRNA ligase activity; ATP binding. The transcript has 9 exons.
UUUCACCGAUGUCAACUCCUUUCACCUGUGAGCAACGUGCGUGGCAAUGCUUUCAGUGUAAUCUGAUUCAUGCAUUUCGUCGGAAUAGAGGUACUUGUGGAGUGAAUUCCAAUUCGAGAAUUAGCUGGAACGGAACCAAUUAGCGCCAAUAUGAAGCCGCAGCUCAGUCUUGAAGAGAAAAAGACUCUCAUCAGCCGGAACCUACAGGAGGUACUGGGGGAUGAGAAGCUAACCGCGAUCCUCAAGGAGCGUGACCUUAAGAUCUAUUGGGGAACAGCGACUACGGGAAAGCCCCAUGUAGCCUACUUCGUGCCUAUGUCGAAAAUUGCUGACUUCCUCAAGGCGGGAUGUGAGGUGACAAUCCUGUUCGCCGACUUGCAUGCCUACUUAGAUAACAUGAAGGCACCUUGGCCCCUGCUGCAGCUAAGGACGAAGUACUAUGAAGCUGCAAUCAAGGCAAUGUUGACUUCGAUUGGAGUGCCCUUGGAAAAAUUAAAGUUUGUCCAGGGCACUGACUACCAGUUAUCGAAAGAGUACACUCUGGAUGUGUACAAACUAACAUCUGUUGUUACCCAGCACGACGCUAGGAAAGCCGGGGCUGAAGUGGUGAAGCAAGUCGAGUUCCCGCUUCUAUCGAGUCUGCUUUACCCCGGACUUCAAGCCCUGGACGAGGAAUACCUAAAGGUUGACGCGCAGUUUGGAGGAGUCGAUCAACGGAAAAUCUUUACAUUUGCAGAAAAAUAUCUUCCACAGUUGGGAUACGAGAAACGAAUUCAUCUGAUGAAUCCAAUGGUUCCUGGAUUGACAGGAGGCAAGAUGUCUUCGUCAGAAGAAGACUCAAAAAUAGAUCUUCUUGAUUCCCCAUCAAAUGUGAAGAAAAAACUCAAGAAGGCAUUCUGCGAGCCAGGAAACAUUGCUGACAAUGGACUCCUCUCUUUCGUUAAGCAUGUAUUAUUUUCACUUUUCAAGGAAGGGGAAGGAUUCACUAUAGAGCGCAAAGAAGAGAACGGUGGAAACAUCACAUUCAUGAAAUACGAAGAUUUAGAGAAAAGCUUUGCCGAGCAAUUAUUACAUCCAGGUGAUCUGAAAGGUGCUGUGGAAAACUAUAUCAACAAAUUAUUAGAACCUAUUCGUGCUGCGUUCGAUACGCCCGAGUUAAAGAAAUUAAGUCUUGAAGCCUAUCCACCUCCAGGAAAACAAAACAAAAAAGCAAAUGAACCAGCAGCCGAGGAUGGACCACACAGGUUAGACAUUCGAGUAGGAAAAGUUCUUUCUGCGGAAAAACAUCCCGACGCUGAUACGUUGUACGUUUUGCAAGUAGAUGUUGCUGAAGAAACGCCACGAACUGUUGUUAGUGGUUUAGCAUUGUUCGUUAGCCUUGAAGAGAUGCAAGGACGUCUAGUAGCUCUCCUUUGUAAUCUGAAGCCGUCUAAAUUGAAAGGUGUUGAGUCGAAAGGAAUGGUGCUUUGCACAUCGAAUGCGGAUCACACCGAAGUGGAACCUAUCUUAAUACCUUCUAGCGCAGUUCCAGGGGAAAGGCUUUCGUUCGAAGGGUACAGUGGAACACCAGAUGAGCAACUGAAUCCUAAGAAAAAGGUAUGGGAUAAGCUACAAAGUGAUUUGAAAACAAAUACUCAAGGACAAGUGGUUUGGAAGGAUAGUUUCUUACUUACCCCUCGUGAAGAGAAAAUCACAAGUAGAUUAUCGGAUUGUCCUGUGAAGUAAAUGCUUUAUUGGAGUGGAGUGGAGUGAAGGCGUGCGUAAAAGUUCUCGAGGCUUGUAGGAUCGUUGUUUCAUUAGGAAUAAUACGUCAAACGAAUCUGGCCUUUGCAUACCGAAUUGUAACUUAAUAUAAACAUGCUGCGAAAGUAUGAUUAUACAAUUUUAUUUUGAGCAUUUAAUGUCAUGCAUUUUGUCGAGAAAGAAUUCUACGUAAGCUUCAUAAAUAGAAAUACACAGCAAAUAUGACAGCCGAGGAUACUCUGAAUGAAAUGUUUGUUUAAUUUUUGA